Messenger RNA from Phytophthora nicotianae INRA-310, 824 nucleotides. Its product is annotated as 40S ribosomal protein S23. NCBI's taxonomy places the organism in Eukaryota, Oomycota, Peronosporomycetes, Peronosporales, Peronosporaceae. Gene Ontology annotation, cellular component: ribosome; cytosolic small ribosomal subunit. Bases 159 to 596 code for a protein of 145 amino acids. Gene Ontology annotation, biological process: translation. The record is from RefSeq and is a predicted model, not a curated record. The transcript has 2 exons. Gene Ontology annotation, molecular function: structural constituent of ribosome.
GCUUCGAGUCCCUAGCCCUUUGGUCUAAUAUUAUUGUGUCCGCGUCUGCCACGGUACCGUCCCUCUCUGCGUCCUCCAUUCAUUCUCGUGCGCCAGCCAAGUUGGGUCUUGUCUUCGAAAGCCGUCAGUGAAGAUUCCGAUAUUCCUUCGACUGAAAAAUGGCUAAGCACAAACCUUCCGGUAUCCGUUGCGCGCGUAAGCUGCGCGUGCACCGCCGCACGCAGCGCUGGGCUCAGAAGUCCUACAACAAGAGCCACUCGGUGACCGCCAUGAAGGCCAACCCGCUUGGUGGUUCGUCCAUGGCCAAGGGCAUCGUUCUUGAGAAGAUCGGCAUUGAGGCCAAGCAGCCUAACUCGGCUAUUCGUAAGUCGUGCCGUGUGCAGCUCAUCAAGAACUCGAAGAAGAUCGCCGCCUUCGUGCCGCGCGAUGGUUGCCUCAACUACGUCGACGAGAACGACGAGGUCCUAAUCUCGGGUUUCGGUCGUCGUGGCCACGCCGUCGGUGAUAUUCCCGGUGUGCGUUUCAAGGUCGUCAAGGUCUCGGGCGUGUCGCUGCUGGCUCUGUACAAGGAGAAGAAGGAGAAGCCGCGUUCGUAGAUUAUGUGCCCGUCGACAGGAGGGAACUUGCCCAUGAUAGCAAAACGCAGCACUGACAAGAGCGAUCUCAUGCUGCUUGCUGACAUCUCUGUUGCUGCUCUCAUGACAGUCCAUUUUUCCUAAUCACGGAUAAGAAGGAAUCGCUUGCCCAGCACGACCACUUUUGAUUUAGCAUUUUGCCAUGGUGGCGUUUUCUUGCCAUAUUCUGAUUAUCUACUCAGAUUUUUA